CAUGCUUGAUGCCUCGGGUCUUUUUCUGUGAACUGUGGCAAACAAGUUGUGCUUGGAGCUGCUGAGGGGGCUGCUGCUAAUCGGCAAGCAAACAGGCGUGACAACGUGCCAAGAGUGCAGCAAAUGAGCUUCCUUGGAAAACCUUUCUAUGAUCUUUAGAAUAGCAACUCUCAGAUUUGCCCACUGAACGGCACAAGUCAUGUACCAAGUUGUACCUGGAGGAGCGGGAGGCACAAUUACAGAUGUUAUCCCCAAGCAGAAACACAGCAAGGACACUCAACCCUUAGUUGGAGCUGGAGUAAUCGGCCUGGUGCUGCUAAUUGCCGCAGUGACCGCAUGGUGUUAUUACAUAGCCUCUCUACGCAAAGCUGAGCUGCUUAAGACUCAGCUCCUGGAUCUGAAUAAAGAUGGCUACAUUAUCCGUAACCAGGGAGGGUCUAUUGUUUUCAGAAUGGAUUUCAGGUCAGGUACGCUGGAUUUGGAUUCAUGCUCCAAAGAAGGGGAAAUGCUGAGCUGUGAACGCACCACUGAUAGAAAACUAAACUUCUUCAUUGAGACAGUGCGACCCAAGGACCCGGUACAAUGCUACCGUGUGCGUUGGGAGGAACUGGUUCCUGACAUUCCUGUUGAGCAUGCUAUGACGUACAAGUUUGCACACUGGUAUGGGGGUGCAGUGUCAGCAAUUCAACACUGGCCGAUUUCUAUUUCUGGCCAACAGGCUCCCAAACCAUUUGUUACUAGUGACAUCUACUCAAACCGGAAUGAAUUUGGUGGAAUUUUGGAGAGUUAUUGGCUUUCAUCCAAUGCCACGGCCAUUAAGAUAAAUAAUUCCGUGCCUUUCCACCUGGGCUGGAAUGACACAGAGAAGACCAUGUCCUUCCAGGCGCGAUACAAUGACAGUCCCUUUAAGCCAAUCCCAGGGGAGGCACCAUGUGCUGAACUUAGCUACAGAAUAUGCGUGGGCUUGGACGUGACAUCCAUACACAAGUACAUGGUCCGCAGAUACUUCAACAAACCAAACAAAGUGCCUGCCAAAGUCAUGUUUCGCCAUCCUAUAUGGUCGACCUGGGCGCUACAUAAGACUGACAUUGACCAAGAGAAAGUCUUGACGUAUGCUGCCAACAUCCGCAAGUAUAAGUUUAACUGUAGCCACCUGGAAAUAGAUGAUCGCUACACCAGCCGCUACGGAGAAUUUGAGUUUGACCCAACAAAGUUUCCCAAUGCCUCGGCCAUGUUCCAAAAGCUGAAAUCAAAUGGAUUUCUGGUGUCACUCUGGAUUCACCCUUUUGUUAACUAUGACUCAGAAAACUUCCAUACUUGCGUAGAGAGGGGGCUGUUUGUCCGGGAGCCUACAGGCCGGCUGCCAGCCUUGGUGCGCUGGUGGAAUGGUAUUGGCGGCAUUUUGGACUUCACAAAUCCAGAAGCCCGUGAUUGGUUUUCCUCCCAGCUACGUUCACUGCGCUCGAGGUAUGGGGUGUCCUCUUUUAAAUUUGACGCUGGGGAGACCAACUACUUACCAUGGAAAUUUAGUACCAGAACUCCCAUUCGGGACCCGAGUUUUUUCACAAGACGUUACACAGAAAUGGCUAUUCCCUACAAUGAUCGAGCUGAGCUGCGCAGUGGCUACCAGUCCCAGAACAUAUCCUGCUUCUUCGGACCAGUUGACAGAGACUCUGUUUGGGGCUAUGAGUUGGGUCUCAAAUCUCUUAUCCCCACAGUGCUCACCAUCAGCAUUCUUGGCUAUCAGUUCAUUCUACCUGACAUGAUCGGAGGGAAUGCAUAUCUAAACCGCACAGAUGGAAAUAGUGUAUUACCCGACCGAGAACUCUAUAUCCGCUGGCUGGAGCUGUCGGCCUUCAUGCCCUCCAUGCAGUUUUCUAUUCCGCCAUGGGAAUACGACAACGAGGUGGUUGAAAUUGCUCGGAAAUACACAGCCCUCCAUGAAAGUAUUGUGGCGCCACGGGUCCUGGAGCUGGCUGGGGAGGUGCUGAACACCGGGGACCCAAUCAUACGACCCCUGUGGUGGAUUGCCACAGGUGAUGAGACAGCCUAUAAAAUCGACUCCCAGUUCUUGAUUGGGGAUGACCUCAUGGUAGCCCCAGUUUUAGAGCCUGGAAAGCAAGAGCGUGACAUCUACCUCCCUGCCGGCCGUUGGAGAAGCUACAAGGGAGAGAGAUUUGAUAUCAAGGAGCCACUGCAUCUCACAGACUAUCCUGUAGACCUGGAUGAAAUUGCUUACUUUGUUUGGGUGUAGCAAGAAGGGAAUCUUGAUUAGCCUUUGCUGCAAUUUUCUCGUAAGAAAAGCUUCACGAAUUUAGCUUUUAUGCUUGACUUUUAUGCUUAUAUAAAAAGGUUGUUUGUUAUGGAAAAGCUUUUGUGCAACGAAAUAGGAAUACUUUUUAAAUUACAACACUACGUUGCAUCGCAAAUGUAAAACAUCCUCUAAACCUCAUCUUAAUUUUUAAUUUCAUUUUAAUGAAUGUAUUAUUCAUAUUUUUUGUUGUUGCAUUUUUCAUGUUGUAUUGCAAAGAUAGCUAGGUAGUGUCCUUUAAAGGUUCUGUACUUGACAUUCAGAACAUUAAUAUAGCAGUAAACAACUAUUUGCGAAUGAAGUCACACUCCCUCUGUGUGUGUUGUGAUCUGAGCAUCUCUGUUCUUUGUUUUGAUAGCCGGUCCGGCUGCAUGUUAAGUUUAUGUGAGUGCUUUUUGCGUCGGUAUCGGACGCCGAUGGCCGUGACAAAGCAUCAGUUUUUGAUGAGGUGGGAAACGGUCUGUGAGAGCUGUGGGGAGGCAAUCCCAGUUCACUUUUUCAGUAUUUUGAGUACAGCAUCUGUUGUCACUACGAGUGCAGAUGUGAGUUGCGCAUGCUCAGAUUUAAACGGUUUAUGGCAUAAUGCCAAGGGAUCCGGCAAACGUUUUAGUUAUCUAUGAUUGUUUGACGUUAGCUCAAAACGCCAUUCAAGUGACUGCCUUUGUUGUAUUUGAUUGCUAACUUAUAGCCAGCAGUGAACGAACUUCGUUAUGUAGGUCGAUUUUUAUUGUAUUGACAUUACAGAAGUCUCUCGUUGGCAGGUUCUUGUAGGCUACUUCAGCCUCUAAUCUAGAACUGACAUCAAGGAUCAUGCCGUGAAAAUGUGAUGCUUUACGCUAAAUAAUAAAUUACUGUUAUGUAAUGUAGCUAUCUCAUUAUUCUGUGGCUAACAGCAAAACAGAUCUGCGUGAAAUCUGGUCUUUUUCGCAAAGUGACACAUGCGCAACUCACAUCAGCACUCGACUCACACCGGGUAGUGACACCUAUAAAGAGAGACUGUUUAACUUUUUCUGAGUAGCAGCCACUGUAGCCAUGAGUGACAAUUAUGGGGUAAUAAUCUAUGUAAUAUAACAGUAGCACAAGUAGAGAAGAGUCAUACAAGUCAACAAGCAGACUCAAUCAGUAACGCCAGGUACACAGCAAGUCACGUAAAUAACAUUUGUCGAAAAGGGAACAUGUAACAUUUGUCAAAAAGGGAAUAUUUAAACUGUGAAUAAAGUAAAGCAUUGUAUGCCAUAAUGUUAAAUUUAAGCCAAACAGAUUGUAUCAUGGGAGGACAAUUGAAGGGGUGUCAUUAUCGUCAUUAAGCAGACAGUAGGUUACAUAAAACCGAACUAUAAAAUUUCAGUUUGACUGAGAUAUCCUUCUUUCCUAUGACACUAAUGACUCUUCUGCUCCAAGAUACUUUUCAGGAAGUCAGGUUUAAUGCUUCACUUAUCAGGAUGAAUGUUUGAAGUUUCAUCAUUACAAACCGAAUGUGCUCUCAUUUGUGGAAUACAUUGUCAUGUAACUACUCUUAGCCCAGAGGAAGAUGCCUUUUAUUAGGCACUAAAUAUUUUAUGUUCUUCCUCAGGUAACAGCUUUUUCUGGCUGUAGUGUGUGUUUUGAAGUGUUUGGGGUGUGUCUGUCUGAAUUCAGCUAGUCAUAACAUAAGCCUCUUUCCGACCGGAGGGAUUUUUUGCAGUUCCUAGAACAUAAUGUUCCUAGAACCCUUUUUUUAUUGUGUUCCGACUGGACCAAUUUGUGGAUUAUUAAAUUCCUUUGGCCACAGUUCCUGUAACUCUUUCCACUCCUACUUCAGGGCAGGAUCUUUUCCCUUUUCCGCAUAGUGGUGGUUAG
Messenger RNA from Perca flavescens (yellow perch), 4150 nucleotides. It is a transcript of the gene myorg, whose product is annotated as myogenesis regulating glycosidase. Gene Ontology annotation, biological process: carbohydrate metabolic process; skeletal muscle fiber development. The record is from RefSeq and is a predicted model, not a curated record. NCBI's taxonomy places the organism in Eukaryota, Metazoa, Chordata, Actinopteri, Perciformes, Percidae. The transcript is spliced from 3 exons. The coding region runs from base 200 to 2254 and encodes 684 amino acids. Gene Ontology annotation, molecular function: hydrolase activity, hydrolyzing O-glycosyl compounds.